AUGUCAGGGGCCACCAAGGCAGUUUAUGCUCCAGAACCAUUUGAUGUUGGUCGAAGUUUACAAGCUGAUAUAAUUUCAGAUGGUCAGAGAAUAACUUUAACAACUACUGGUCCCAUUGAUCCAGUAGGUCUCCAAGUUGGUAUAGGUGCUGCUGAGGCCGUGGUGGAAGUACGAGUAAGUGUGCUGAAGAAAGGACGACUCCCCUUGUGGAAAUGCCUGCGUGCACUAUGGGAGGCUCGCCGCACAUUGAGAGGAUAA
Messenger RNA from Ilex paraguariensis (yerba mate), 258 nucleotides. The record is from the annotation of a GenBank genome assembly. Lineage: Eukaryota; Viridiplantae; Streptophyta; Magnoliopsida; Aquifoliales; Aquifoliaceae.